GAUUCAAUAGUUAAUAGAGGUGGGGGGGGAGCUCAACACAACUCAACUCUCCUCCUCUAGUUAUCACUUGUUAGUGAAACCUGACCGCAGUUGCGAGUGCAUUGGGAUGAGAGGGAACACAAAGACGCAGCGCUGGACUCUGCAGCAUGCAUUCUCGCCGCUAACGCAAACUCUGCACGGUUAGAACUAGCAACAGCUAUAGAAUCGGCCUCUGUCAAGCAACUUUUGUUUCAAGGGCUAUAUACACUGACCUGUUUUAUUUGUCACCGUUACCGGACUACACCGGAAUACAACGGAUUUUCAAAUGCGGUAAACAGGACAACAAAGGAACGAGUGACUUUCAUCCCUGGGAACAAAAAAAGGGACAGGAGCCGUUUACUGAAAAAAACCCCACAAAAACUAAAAAGGAGAGUCUUUGAUUCCCCACCCCACCCCUGAAAAAAUAAUACAAAUAAACACGGUUAAUAUACUUUGUCUUUUAUGGAAUCCUAUUCUGAGUACAAGGAUUCAGAAUUUGAACCCUUGCGGAAAUCUGGCUUCAUCUGCAGUCUGGUGAGUGUCAUUAAAGAAAAUGACCGUGGAACCUUAGGAAAGAUUUUGAGGUAACAGCACUGUGGUACUGAAUAACACGAAUGCCAGUCUGCUAAGGGGUGGGGGUGUUAUGUAUUAUUUUGUGCCCUGCCAGAACUUUUUGAAACUUCACCAUCUCUGCUGUGUUCGACCCCUGCCAAUUUGUUGAGCUGGAUUUUUUUAACAACACAUUUUAGGGGUUCCCGUUCUGAAAAUGCUCGGUCGCUGUUGGCAAGGAAAAUAAAAAAUAAAACGAGUUUACUGACCAUGGGGAGAAGUAACGUCUGAUACAAACGAAAAAAACAGACAAAAAAAACCUGUUUUUGUUCCAUCUGUCGUGGCUAAAAAAACUGGCUAUAGACGGAAUUACAAAAAAAAAAAAAAAAAAAAAAAAAGAUGUGUAAUUCUACUUCCACCAGCUGCGCAGUCGUCUCGAAAAUCGACCACCUUUUCCAGCCCACUUUAUACAUCAUCGUGAUUGUCAUUGGCUUGCCCACCAACUGCUUGGCUCUCUGGGCCGCUUACCUGCAGGUGAAACAGAAGAACGAGCUGGGGAUUUACCUGAUGAACCUCUCCAUCGCCGACCUGCUGUACAUCGCCACCCUGCCCCUGUGGAUCGACUACUUCCUGCACCACGACGACUGGAUCCACGGGCAGGAGUCCUGCAAGCUCUUCGGGUUCAUCUUCUACACCAACAUCUACGUCAGCAUCGCCUUCCUGUGCUGCAUAUCCGUGGACCGCUACCUGGCCGUGGCCCACCCUCUGAAGUUCGUCAAGAUCCGUCGGGUCAAGACGGCCGUUGUCGUCAGCCUCUUGGUCUGGACCGUGGAGGUGGUGGCCAACUCUGCCCCUCUGUUCCACGACGAGCUCUUCCAGGACCACUACAACCACACUUUCUGUUUCGAGAAGUACCCCAUGGAGGGCUGGGUGGCCAAAAUGAACCUGUACCGUGUCUUUGUGGGCUUCCUCUUCCCCUGGAUGCUCAUGCUGUUCUCCUACCAGGGGAUCCUGAAGGCGGUCAAGGGGAACGUCUCCACCGAGAAGCAGGAAAAAGCCAAAAUCAAGCGGCUGGCGCUCAGCCUGAUUGUGAUCGUGCUUUUCUGCUUCGCUCCCUACCACAUCUUUCUGCUGUCCCGCAGCGCCAUUUACCUGAGCAAGCCCUGCGACUGUAGUUUCGAGGAGAACGUUUUUACUGCCUAUCAUGUUUCGUUGGCUCUCACAAGCCUGAACUGCGUGGCUGAUCCUAUCUUGUACUGUUUUGUCAACGAGGGAGCCCGCGGAGAUGUUACUAAAGCCUUGGCUACCUUGGUCAGGUUUUUCACCAAGGCUAAGCCUCAGGAGCUAACUAACGGCUCCAUCACCCUUGAAACCCCACUGUCCUCCAAGAAGCCAGUCUUCUACAACAACAUGGACACAAACAGUUACACUUACAGCACUGGGCAGGAAGGUGUCUUCAAAUGAAAGUACUGAUUAUCAAUAAAUAAAGAUUGUAUAAAUUGAUUUUUUAAUAAUUGUUGCUUAUGUAAAUAACAAUUACUGUAAAAAAAAAAAAAAAAAAAAAGGUCAGUUUUUUUACGCAAUUAGAAAUAUAAUGGAAAAGAACAGGAAAUAUUCAUAUGUUCCUAAUUUUAUUUUAUUUUAUUUAAAAGAAAAAGUUCAGUUAGGUGCUAGGUUCAGUUCCUGUGUAAAAAGAACAAUUCGAACUCAAAACGUCUGUUUUUCAUUCUUUCAAACUCAAAGCACCUGUUUGUUUUUAUGUGUGAAUAACGUGUUUCUGUGAUUUAUUUAUUUUUACUUCUGCCAUCCUACCCAACUCUCCACCCUUUCAGAUUAUGAAAAAAAAGUUAAUCCGCGAUCUUGAAAAAAAUCAUAACCAAAUUCAUUUUUCUUUGAAUAAAAAUAAAACGAGAACGCAAGCUGUAUUAAUGCAAUUUGAUACAUUCAUUUUAGAUGCAACUUUUGCAGUUAAUGCAAUUAGAGUAAGCUAGGAUAUAUAGUUUAAUAAGAAAACAUUUUAAUAACAGGUAGAUGCCAGUUAAAAAUGCUCAAAAUUUUUUUUACAAAGAACCUGACCUCAAAUGAGAAAAAUGGCACUUGAGGGAUUAGCCCAGUUCGUGCUGAAAGCUUACUUCCUGCAUUAACUUUACCUUUUUUCCCAGGGAUAAAGCACAGGGCUGCUCUGUUUUUGUUUAAAAGAAAUCAACAGUAAAAACUAAAUACCUUGUUCAAAUCCCACAAGAUCCCACUUACUUUUUCUGUUUCAUUGAUUCUUUUUUAUUCCUCAUUAAACUUUAUACUCGUGUUAAGGAAAAAGCAAUAUAGGAAAGAAGUUUCUUUACAAAAAAAUAAAACCCUUUGUGUACGAAGGUGCAGAGAAGGCACGUCCACACGGCAGCGUGUGCGAGUCUCUUUAGCUUAUUUACAAGGGUAUGCUACUUCUUGUCUUGCCUAGAAUUGUAGUUUCUCCCAGUAUGCUUAACCCUUCACACCUAACUAGCUCAAACGCUCAAGGGUUGCUUCUGAAUUUGGCUGAUAUCUAUAUAUAAACUUGGUCUUCUGUCUCUCGAAUUUACAACUCAUGUUCCUCCCAAUGCUUUACUCCCCCUGUAAAUGAAUGUACACAGUGUAGCAGGCUGGCUAAAACUUGCUUGCACACAGCAAGGGCAACCCAAUGCGUCUCUGGGGAACUCUAAUCAUCUGAGUGCAUUUUAAGUUACAGACUCCCUGAGAUAUGAUUUGUUUUCAAUUCCGCGCUUGACCGGUUCAUUAAAAAAAAAUCUAAUCAAAAUGCAAUGACACGGGCAGUCCGCAGGCACACACUGUAAUGAGCCAGCGAAGAGCGUUCCACUAUGGGCUGAAUUAAAUUACAUGAGCGAAUGCAGCACCCCUCGUAAUCUCACUGCUUUAUACAAUCAAAUUGUAAUACCCGGACACAACACUGCAAAGCCUGUAUGUUCAAACAAAAGUCUGUCUGUCUCUGUCUAUGCACCUCUAUCUGUCUGCCUGCCUGUCGGUCUGUCAGUCUGUCUGUCUCUGUCU
This is a messenger RNA of Polyodon spathula (Mississippi paddlefish), 3609 nucleotides long. Its product is annotated as G-protein coupled receptor 4-like. The coding region runs from base 967 to 2031 and encodes 354 amino acids. The transcript has 2 exons. The record is from RefSeq and is a predicted model, not a curated record. Gene Ontology annotation, molecular function: G protein-coupled receptor activity. NCBI's taxonomy places the organism in Eukaryota, Metazoa, Chordata, Actinopteri, Acipenseriformes, Polyodontidae. Gene Ontology annotation, biological process: G protein-coupled receptor signaling pathway. Gene Ontology annotation, cellular component: membrane.